Messenger RNA from Metopolophium dirhodum (rose-grain aphid), 375 nucleotides. Its product is annotated as SCAN domain-containing protein 3-like. The transcript has a single exon. The record is from RefSeq and is a predicted model, not a curated record. NCBI's taxonomy places the organism in Eukaryota, Metazoa, Arthropoda, Insecta, Hemiptera, Aphididae. The coding region runs from base 1 to 375 and encodes 124 amino acids.
AUGCAUCCUACGCUCAAAGACCAACCACCCGAAUUUUUAGAAGGAAAAUGUAAAAGCUUAAAGAAAAUGAAACUAGGACCAAGUGGGGCGAAUGUCGCAUUAUCACAGCAAGUGCUAACUGCAUCAUUUGAAAUCUUCCAACUAAUCAGUAAGUCAAAAAAAGCACACAGUAUCGGCGAAACAUUAAUUAAGCCUAGCUUGCUAAUAGCUGCGAACAUUUUCGGUGAAGAUGCCAAGAAAAAGAUUCAAAAUAUGCCACUGUCCAACAAUACUAUAAAGGCACGAAUUGGAAAAAUGUCAUGCGAUAUCGAAGAUCAACUACUAGGUAAAAUUAAAAGUUCCCCUUACUUCGCUCUUCAAUGUGAUGACUACUGA